Messenger RNA from Toxorhynchites rutilus septentrionalis, 1993 nucleotides. RefSeq names its product probable cytochrome P450 6a14. The record is from RefSeq and is a predicted model, not a curated record. The coding region runs from base 23 to 1288 and encodes 421 amino acids. NCBI's taxonomy places the organism in Eukaryota, Metazoa, Arthropoda, Insecta, Diptera, Culicidae. The transcript is spliced from 4 exons. Gene Ontology annotation, molecular function: iron ion binding; oxidoreductase activity, acting on paired donors, with incorporation or reduction of molecular oxygen; heme binding.
UCCCUGCAUCGGUCAGACACACAUGAUCUAUGGGAACUAUAAGAACGUAGGUCAUUCGGAGAGUAUACAGGAGACCAACCAACGGAUGUAUAAUGAAUUUAAAGCGCGCAAUGUUUCGAUUGGUGGUGUGAUAGCGUAUAUGGUGCGGGCAGUGAUCGUGGUGGAUCCGGAGCUCAUGAAGUCAAUUUUAGUGAAGGAUUCUGCGAACUUUCCAGGUCGUGCAAACUUUAAUUUGGAGUUUGAACCACUGUUGGGGAAUUUGUUCUUUCUGGAGGGUGAAGCGUGGCGAUUGCUGAGAAUGAAAAUCGCACCUAUGUUCAGUUUAAGUAAGAUUAGAGUGAUGUUCGAGACUAUCCUCGAGGUGGAGGAUCAGUUGGAAAAUUAUUUGAUGGAUGCAACGGCAAACGGUGGUCAGGAGCUUGAAAUGAAGUAUAUUAUGGCCGGGAACACGAUGGACGUUAUUGGGACGUGUGCGCUAGGAAUAAAAUGCAAUAGCUUGCGGGACAACAAUAGUGAGCUUCAUAAAAUUUUCAAUGAAAUAACCGAUCAGACGCCAGUAAAAUUAUUGUUGUUAACAAUACUGCUGUCGUUUAAGCGUUUAUCUGCUAUGUUCAAGAUCAAACCAACGAUUGCAAAUGUGGAGAAGUUUUUCGUGGAACUUGUGCGUAGUACGAUCGAUUACCGAGAAAAGAACAACAUUCAGCGGAAUGAUUUCCUGAACUUGUUGAUUCAGUUAAAGAACAGUGACGAUCCGGAGGAAAGCUUGACGAUAGAAGAGAUUACUGCUCAGGUGUUCUUUUUUUUUUGGGCGGGUUUCGAUACUUCCGCGAGCGGAUUGGUCUGCUGUCUGCAUGAGCUAGCGAUGAACCCAGAUAUUCAAGAGAAGGUGCGGAGCGAAAUCAUGCGGGUAUGCGACGAUAGAGUGCUUACCUACGAAAGAGUUUCCUCAGUGGAGUAUCUGAAUAUGGUUAUUGAUGAAACUUUCCGCAAAUAUCCGCCAGGAGAUUUACACAGGAACAUAUUACAAGAUUAUCAAGUCCCUGGGAGCGAUCUCAAGCUCCCAGCGAAUACGAUGGUUAUCAUCCCAACUUUUGCCAUCCACCAUGAUCCAGAGCACUAUCCGGAGCCAGAACGGUUCGAUCCGGAGCGAUUCAACGCAACAAACCGAGCCAAUCGACAUCCGUACGUGUAUUUACCGUUCGGAAAGGGGCCCCGAUACUGCAUUGGAAUGCGUUUUGGACUAACACAGACAACUCUAUGGCUCGAUGUGUGGCACCCGGAUGCGUGAGCGUUCGGUCAUUGAUGCCCGGGCUUGCGUUCAACUAGACUUAUGAAAACAUAUCCCACAAAUUAUUGUUUCAUCGAUUCCCGAGGCAUGUGGCCAUUCGGAAGAAAUGGCUUCGAUUCUUCGAACAGGACCCAAACAGCAAUACUAAAAACAUUGCUCGCUUUACAGUCCAGAUUGUUUCAUGCAUAUCGAUGGCUUGGAUGUACAAUAUCGCAGAAAACUGAUACGAACAGCUGUUUCUACCGUCAGAAAGGUCAACGCUUCUCAUGCCUCGGGACUAGAGACUGAAAAAAUGUUCCAGGGCAUAAAAGUAGCAAGGAGGCAUUUCGACUGAAUGUAAUACUUUUCCGUUUACUAUUUUUCACAUCAAAGGCAGCCGUUGCAGUAUUCCAAGCUCUGCAAUACAAUUUUCUUAACCAAUUUUCAAGUUGCUAGAACCUACAUUAUAGAGCCAUCAAAGGUAAAAAUAAUGAUUGUAUUGAUAUCAACACAAUUUUAUUUUAUUGAUUUUCAUGAUCAUGAUCUAACGUUUCAUCUAUGACUCAGGAAUUUAGUGGUUUUCGUAGCUGUUUCGAUGAUGUUGUCUGGCAUCAGUGUCGGAAAAAUAACGAUGCUUUCACCAAUACAAACAAAACCAUUGCGGAAAAUUGAAAAAUGAAAAUUUUACUUUCGGAGUACUCGCUCGAGUUUUCCGACGUUAUAAAU